GAAAUAAAUUAAGUAUUUUUUUAUUAUUUAUAUACACUAAUGUAACCAAAAAAAUUGCCAUUAUUUAAUCAGAAUUUAACACUUAGAUUAAAAAUGAAGAAUGGUCAACUGAUUACUCUUUUGUUAACAAUAUCUUGUCUUUUAUUUAACGAAGCGAUUCAAUUUUUGGAUGAUGUAAUAUGCGAAUUUGAAAAAGGUAUGACGAGUAAAGCAGCUACAAAUGGUGACUUGGAAUUUUUAAAAUAUGCUCAUGAAAAUGGAUGUCCAUGGGAUAAAGAUACGACUAUAGAAGCUGCUGCAAAUGGUAAAUUAGAAUGUUUAAAAUAUGCUCAUGAAAAUGAAUGCUUGUGGGAUGAAACUACAACAAAAGAAGCUGCUUUGAAUGGUAAAUUGGAAUGUUUAAAAUAUGCCCACGAAAAAGGGUGUCCAUGGGAUGAAAGCACAACAAUAGAAGCUGCUGCAAAUGGUAAUUUAGAAUGUCUAAAAUAUGCUCAUGAAAAUGAAUGUCCAUGGGAUGAAAGAACAACAGAUGCAGCUGCAAUGUAUAAUAAUAUUGAAUGCUUAAAAUAUGCUAUUGAAAAUGGCUGUGAAUGGAAUCAAUUCAAUGUCGUGUUAAGUGCUAUUAAAAAUGAUAAUAUAGAAAUUUUUAAAUAUUCUUAUGAAAAUUUACAUGAAUUAAAUAAUGUUGUAACUUAUAUAGCUGCCUUUGAAGGUAGUAUAGAAAUUUUAAAAUACGCACAUAAAAAUGGAUGCUCGUGGGAUGAAAGAACAACAGAAGAAGCGGCUAAAAAUGGUAAUUUAGAAUGCUUAAAAUAUGCUCAUGAAAAUGAAUGUCCAUGGGAUGAAAGAACAACAGAUGCAGCUGCAAUGUAUAAUAAUAUUGAAUGCUUAAAAUAUGCUAUUGAAAAUGGUUGUGAAUGCAAUAAAUUCAAUAUUGUAGUCAGUGCUAUUAAACACGGGAAUUUAGAAAUGUUAAAAUAUGCCUAUGAAAAUAGAUGUCCGUGGGAUGAAGACACAACACUAGCAGCUGCUUUAAAUGGUAAUUUGGAAUGUUUAAAAUAUGCCCACGAAAAUGGAUGUCCUUGGGAUGAAAAAACAACAAUGGCGGCUGUUGCCAAUGGUAAACUAGAAUGUUUAAAAUAUGCCCAUGAAAAAGGGUGCCCAUGGGAUGAAAGCACAACAAUAGAAGCUGCUGCCAAUGGUAAUUUAGAAUGUCUAAAAUAUGCUCAUGAAAAUGAAUGUCCAUGGGAUGAAAGAACAACAGAUGCAGCUGCAAUGUAUAAUAAUAUUGAAUGCUUAAAAUAUGCUAUUGAAAAUGGCUGUGAAUGCAAUAAAUUCAAUAUUGUAGUCAGUGCUAUUAAACACGGGAAUUUAGAAAUUUUUAAAUAUUCUUAUGAAAAUUUACAUGAAUUAAAUAAUGUUGUAACUUAUAUAGCUGCCUUUGAAGGUAGUAUAGAAAUUUUAAAAUACGCACAUAAAAAUGGAUGCUCGUGGGAUGAAAGAACAACAGAAGAAGCGGCUAAAAAUGGUAAUUUAGAAUGUUUAAAAUAUGCUCAUGAAAAUGAAUGUCCAUGGGAUGAAAGAACAACAGAUGCAGCUGCAAUGUAUAAUAAUAUUGAAUGCUUAAAAUAUGCUAUUGAAAAUGGCUGUGAAUGCAAUAAAUUCAAUAUUGUAGUCAGUGCUAUUAAACACGGGAAUUUAGAAAUUUUUAAAUAUUCUUAUGAAAAUUUACAUGAAUUAAAUAAUGUUGUAACUUAUAUAGCUGCCUUUGAAGGUAGUAUAGAAAUUUUAAAAUACGCACAUAAAAAUGGAUGCUCGUGGGAUGAAAGAACAACAGAAGAAGCGGCUAAAAAUGGUAAUUUAGAAUGUUUAAAAUAUGCUCAUGAAAAUGAAUGUCCAUGGGAUGAAAGAACAACAGAUGCAGCUGCAAUGUAUAAUAAUAUUGAAUGCUUAAAAUAUGCUAUUGAAAAUGGCUGUGAAUGGAAUCAAUUCAAUGUCGUGUUAAGUACUAUUAAAAAUGAUAAUCUAGAAAUAUUUAUAUAUGUUCACAAAAAUUUAAUCGAAUUACGUAAAGUUUUCAUUACUCUGGCUGCCUUUGAAGGUAGUAUUAAAAUUUUAAAAUAUGCCCAUGAAAAUGGUUGGCCAUGGGAUGAGAGAGUAACAGAAGAAUCUGCUAAAAAUGAUAAAUUAGAAUGUUUAAAAUAUGCCCAUGAAAAUGGAUGUCCAUGGAAUGAAGACACAACAGAAGCAGCUGCUUCUAAUGGUAAUUUGAAAUGUCUAAUAUAUGCACAUGAAAAUCUAUGUCCGUGGGAUGAAAAUACAGCAGAAAAAGCUGCUUUCAAUGGGCAUUUAAAAUGUCUACAGUAUGCUCAUGAAAAUGGUUGUCCAUGGGAUGAAAGCACAACUGAAGCGGCUGCUUAUAAUAAUAAAUUUGAGUGUUUAAAAUAUGCACAUGAGAAUGGAUGUCCGUGGAAUGAAAGCACAACUAAAGCAGCUGCUGCUAACGGCCAUUUAAAAUGCUUACAGUAUGCUCAUGAAAAUGAAUGUCCGUGGGAUGAAAAUACAACAAUAGAAUCUACUGCAAAUGAACAUAUGACAUGUUUACAGUAUGCUCACAAUAAUGGAUGUCCGUGGAACGAACUCACGUCAGAAGCAGCAGCAAAAAGUAGUAGUUUAGAAUUUUUAAUAUAUGUCCAUAAAAAUGGUUGCAAAUGGGAUGAAGCUACAACUAGAGCUGCUGCAGCAUUUGGUAGGUUGGAAUGUUUGAAGUAUGCCCACGAAAAUGGAUGUGUUUGGGAUGAGAGUACAACUAAAGCUGCUGCAUCAAGUGGUAGUUUGGACUGUUUGAAGUACGCCCAUAAAAAUGGAUGUGCUUGGGAUGAAAAUAUAACUAGUGCUGCUGCAUUAAGUGGUAGUGUCAUUUGUUUAAACUAUGCCCACAAAAAUGGUUGUGUUUGGAAUGAGAAUACAACUCUAGCUGCUGCAGCAAGUGGCUGUUUGGAGUGCUUGAUAUAUGCUCAUGAAAAGAGAUGUUAUUGGAAUAAAAAUACGAUAGUUACAGCUGCUCUGCAUGGUAAUUUAGAUUGUCUUGAAUAUUCCCAUAUACGUGGAUGUGAUUGGGUUGAAGGUAUUACGAGAGCGGCUGCAGCAAAUGGACAUCUAAAUUGCCUAAUGUAUGUCCAUGAAAAUGGGUGUGAUUGGGACGAAGGAACAACAAGAGAGGCUGCUGCUAGUAUACAAAUACAAAUGGAUGUAAAUGGGAUGAAGGGACUAUGAGUGGAGCUGCUGCAAAUAAUCAUUUAAACUGCCUUGAAUAUAGUCAUUUAAAUGGGUGUGUGUGGGAUGAAAGUACAACAAGACUUGCUGCUGCAAAUGGUUGAUUUCAGUGCUUAGUAUAUGCUCAUGAAAAUAAUUGUCCUUGGAGUAGAGGAACCAUUUAUGAAGCUAUUCAAUAUAAUUGUACUUACAUAAUCAAUUAUGCUACAAUAAAUGGCUGUCCUAGUUAAUUUUUUGCAGAAAUAACGUUAUUUGAAUUUUAUAUAAAUAUAUUAACUACUAUUACAUUUAUUUUAACAAUUGUUAAAAUAAAUUAAGUUGAGCUGUAAUGCGUAUCUAAGAUAGUACUGAUUCUAUUAACAGAAUUUUUGAUAUAUUAAUUUUUAAGAAAUACUAUUUUCUUAAUUAUAAUUAACAGCGUCUUAGCGUUGUUGUCAAUUACAUUACUAACUAUUUAUUCCCGGAUGGAAAUCCAAAUUUUGGGUCAAUUUAUUAAUGUACACCUUAUUUUUAUUAUAAUAUAUAUGUUAUUAAAUAGAUAA
Messenger RNA from Daktulosphaira vitifoliae (grape phylloxera), 3818 nucleotides. RefSeq lists its product as uncharacterized. The coding region runs from base 94 to 3276 and encodes 1060 amino acids. Gene Ontology annotation, molecular function: protein binding. The transcript has 3 exons. NCBI's taxonomy places the organism in Eukaryota, Metazoa, Arthropoda, Insecta, Hemiptera, Phylloxeridae. The record is from RefSeq and is a predicted model, not a curated record.